Messenger RNA from Sphaerodactylus townsendi, 5650 nucleotides. Its product is annotated as zinc finger protein 850-like. Gene Ontology annotation, biological process: regulation of DNA-templated transcription. The transcript is spliced from 10 exons. Lineage: Eukaryota; Metazoa; Chordata; Lepidosauria; Squamata; Sphaerodactylidae. The coding region runs from base 149 to 4411 and encodes 1420 amino acids. The record is from RefSeq and is a predicted model, not a curated record.
AGAAAGGCUCCCUUCCAGCGCGGUGGGGGAGGGGCCGGCCUUUGAAUUGCGACGGGGAGGAAGGCCUGCCGAGUUGUAGCCGGAUCCGGGGUGUAUGAAGAGUGGCACAAUUUCACAGUCGGAGAGGACCCAAUAGAAGGCAGAGGAGAUGGAAGAGCAGAGCCAAGAAGGAGUGGGAACUGGCAAGACAGCGUGGAAAGGCCUCCGUCCCAUUCAGGCUGGGAGUGGUGUUGAGCUCUGGGAAAGGGCUGUGCCAGGGAUCCUGCAUCAGGACUCUAUGAUCUCCAAGGAACAUCGCCAGCUCUUCCGGCAGUUCCGCUACCAAGAGGCUGAUGGUCCCAGAGAGAUGUGUGGACCAUCCAUGGAGAGAGAAACUAAGUUCUGUGAGGUAGGAGGAGCGCCAUCGGAAGAACGGCAGAGGGUGGAGCCUGCCCAAGAUGCCCUCUUACGUGGUAGUAGAGAGACAUUGUCGAGCUACCGUCUUUGCGGAGAAGUGGAAAUGGCAGCUGUACCUGUGGCCCAGUGUCCAUUUUCCUUUGAGGAUGUUACAGUGUAUUUCACCGAUGCUGAGUGGGCCCUGCUGGAUCGGGACCAAAAAGUUCUCUAUGCUGAAGUCAUGCUGGACAACUAUGAGAGUGUGGCCUUUGUGGCAUCCAGGAAUGUAAGAGAAACUAUAUUGGAGGCAGAUAAAGGCCUUGCUUCUGAAGAAGGGCUGGAGAGUUUCUCAAGAGGAUCUCAAGAGAGUACUUCCUUCCCAAGUGAGCUGGCUGAGAGAGAUGUCGAGGAGACAGUUGGGGAAUUCCAGACAUUCACACUGGAGAAAGAUGUGAAACAGGAAUCCGAAUGUCACUUCAGUGAUCAAGAUGGUUCAGAGAGGCUGGAGGGAAACCAUGUAGAGAAGAUAAAGAUUGAACCCAUUCCUUGCCAAGUCGAUUAUUUCCAUGAAGUAAUUCCAAAGACGGAGGAAACAAGCAAAUGGUUGGAGUGUGGACUGAACUUUUCAGAUCGAACUCAGUAUAAUAUACAUUUGGGGGAGCACCCUGGAAACCAGGUCCAUAAAUGCCUGCAGUGUGGAAAGAGCUUCCAUUGUGGAGAAGAGCUCAUUAGACACCAAAGAAUCCAUAUAUCAGAGAAAGUGUAUAGCUGCUCAGACUGUGGCAGGAAGUUCCCAGAGAAAACAAGCCUUAUUCAGCACCAAAAAGUUCAUUCAGAAGGGCAACUAUUUAUCUGCUCAGAGAGUGGAAAGAGUUUCUUUGCACAUAAGUGCUUUCUGUGUGGAAAAUACUUCAAGUACAGAUCAGCACUUCUUUUGCACCGAAGAACCCACACAGGGGAAAAACCUUUUGAAUGCUCAGAGUGUGGAAAGAAAUUCAGUAGGAAUUUCUGUCUUCAACAGCAUCAGAGAACCCACACAGGGGAGAAACCUUUUGAAUGCUCAGAGUGUGGAAAGAGAUUUGGUCAGAGUUUCCAUCUUCAACAACAUCUAAGAACUCACACAGGGGAGAAACCUUUUGAAUGCUCAGAGUGUGGCAAGAAAUUCAGUCAGAAUGGCAAUCUUAUAAAUCAUUACAGAACCCACAGAGGGGAAAAACCUUUUGAAUGCCCAGUGUGUGGAAAGAAAUGUAGUAGGAGUUUCCAUCUUCAACAGCAUCUAAGAACCCACACAGGGGAGAAACCUUUCGAAUGCUCAGAAUGUGGAAAGAAAUUCAGCCAGAGUGGCAACCUUCAACAGCAUCUAAAAACCCACAGAGGGGAGAAACCUUUUGAAUGCUCUGAGUGUGGAAAGAGAUUCAGUAGGAGUUUCCAUCUUCAACAACAUAUAAGAAACCACACAGGGGAAAAACCUUUUGAAUGCUCAGAAUGUGGAAUGAGUUUCAACUGGAGUGGCUAUCUUCAACGGCAUCAAAGAACACACACAGGGGAGAAGCCUUUUGAAUGCUCAGAUUGUGGAAAGAAAUUCAAUAGGAGUUGCAAUCUUCAACGGCAUCUACGAACCCACACAGAGAGAAACCUUUUAACUGUUCAGAGUGUAGAAAGAAUUUCACUCGCAGAUUCUGCUUUCAGCAACAUCAGUGAAUCCAUAAGAGAAACCAUGACAGAUUCACUUCAGACCGCAGGUGAGGGAGGAAUUUAUGGAGUAUUUUCCUGGUUUAAAAAGUCCCUGCCUCAGGAAAACAGCAUCAUAAUCAAUGGCCGUUUCCGCACGGCCCAUGGAGAGUGCCCCACCGCAGAAUUCUUUGCCGGGCGAUGGAGGCGGGAGGAAACUUCAGAUGGAAGCAUGUGGACUGGCCUCCAGAGGAUCGACGUAGGCGGCGAUGCUGACUCCGCGAACGAGCCGCUUCUUCCCUUUCUCUCGCUCUCUCGACUCACUGCAGUCCUCGUUGUCAGCCUGCUGCAGGUCGCUGCCCGCUUCACGCUGCCCCUCCUCACCUCCAGGUGGGGCCUGGAGGACAGCGUGAAGCGAAGGCUUCUGGACGGCCAGCAGGUCACUUCCACGGGACAGAGUUUAACAUCGAAAAAGGAGACAGGCGGUUCCCGGGCGGUGUUGUUCAGACCGCCGGGACAUUUCGCAGCCGGAAAACAACCUUUAAAGCACAUUUUCAGGGCGCGGCUGACGACACCGCCUCUGGGGAGAGGGGGAGCGACGCGGAACAUGCUGCUGCUUAGCAGAAGCGGCCGGGCUGUAGGCAUUGGUUCCCCUGGGAACGGAGGUAUGUGGGAGUCAGCAGAUGAAACUUCUGAGCACCCAGUGACCAAACAGGAAGAUGCAUAUCCAGAUGCAAAAGAGAAUGUUGAAUAUUGUAAGUCACUGGGAAAGGCAGGGGGAAAUGACCCACCAAGGAAUAAUUCCAGUCGUUUACAAGAUGAUGUCUCUCAUGAUGUUCCAAUACUUCAGCGAAUAUGCAAAGGAACCAAUAGAAAUGAAAUUAAAACUGAGGAGAAAUUCCCUGAAAAAUCAGACAUUAAUAUUCAUUGGAACACCUGUAACAAAAAGACGAUAGACCGUGAGAAGACUUUUGAGCAAACAAAUAACCUUACUUCCCAUCAAAGAAUUCAUACAGAGGAGAAACCAUAUAAAUGCCUGGAAUGUGGGAAAAGUUUCAGUCAGAGUGCACACCUUUCCUGCCAUCAAAGAAUUCACACAGGUGAAAAGCCAUAUAAAUGCCUGGAGUGUGGAAAAAGCUUUAGUCGGAAGGGAAGUCUUUAUUCCCAUCACAAAAUCCACACAGGGGAGAAACCAUAUGACUGCCUGGAGUGUGGAAAAAGCUUCCGGUGGAGUGGGCACCUUACUUCCCAUCAAAGAACUCACACAGGUGAGAAACCAUAUAAAUGCCUGGAAUGUGGAAAAAACUUCAGUCAGAAUGGAUACCUUAUUUCCCAUCUAAGAAUUCACACAGGGGAGAAACCAUAUGACUGCCUGGAGUGUGGAAAAAGCUUCCGUUGGAGUGGAUAUCUUACUUCCCAUCAAAGAAUUCAUACAGGUGAGAAACCAUAUAAAUGCCUGGAGUGUGGCAAAAGCUUCAGAGUUAGUGGAAGGCUUGCUUCCCAUCAGAGUAUCCACACAGGGAAGACACCAUAUAAAUGUCUGGAGUGUGGAACCUGCUUCAGUGAAACUGAAAAACUUACUAUCCAUCAAAAAAUUCACACAGGUGAGAAAAAAUAUAAAUGCCUAGACUGUGGAAAAAGCUUCCGGUGGAGUGGAAACCUUACUUCCCAUCAAAGAACACACACAGUGGAGAAACCAUACGAAUGCCUGGAGUGUGGGAAAAGGUUCCGUCGGAGUGGGCACCUUACUAGCCAUCAAAGAAUUCACACAGGGGAGAAACCAUAUAAAUGCCUGGAGUGUGGAGCAAGCUUUAGUGAGAGAGGGUACCUUACUCGUCAUCAAAGAAUUCACACAAGGGAGAAAAGAUAUAACUGCUUAGAUUGUGGGAAAACAUUCACUCAUAGCGGAAGCCUUACAUGCCAUCAAAGAACUCACACAGGGGAGAAACCAUAUGAAUGCCUGGAGUGUGGAAAAAGCUUCUGUCGGAGAGGACACCUUACUUGCCAUCAAAGAAUUCACACAGGGGAGAAACCAUAUAAAUGCCUGGAGUGUGGAACAAGCUUUAGUGAGAGAGGGCACCUUACUCGCCAUCAAAGAAUUCACACAAAGGAGAAAAGAUAUAAAUGCCUAGAGUGUGGGAAAAGGUUCACUCAUAGUGGAACCCUUACUUGCCAUCAGAGAAUUCACACAGGGGAGAAACCUUAUAAAUGUCUGGAGUGUGGGAAAAGUUUCAGUCAGAGUGGAACCCUUACUUCGCAUCAAAUAAUUCACACUGGGGAAAAACCAUAUAUAUGCCUAGAGUGUGGAAAAAGUUUCACUUAUAAAGGGAGCCUUACUGCCCAUCAAAGAAUUCACCCAGGGUAGAAACCAUAGGAAUACCUAGAUAGUGGGGAAAACUUCCAAGUUCAUACGUUAUUUACUAACAAGGAACAUACAGGAAAGUAAUGAUUGAAAUGUUUGUUAUGUAGAAAAAUUGCAUCAAACCAAACAAAUAGAAAAUAUUAUGGAAAUGGCUCAGAUCAAAAGGGACAUAGGGUUGAUCACAGGUGCUUAGCAGUUAACUGUGGGGUGCCUCCCAUAACCAGAGCCGCAGUUCAGGAAUAGGCAUGGGGAUUCUCUGGUGACCCCAUCCACAACUGCUGUUGGAGCAGGAGGAGGGCAACAGGGGUGAGACCUGGUAUGAGGUCAUGUAUUCCCACUAACAGGUCCACAAGAAGCUGCUCAGUGUGACCUGGCCCACCCAUGGUGACAGCCACCAACCACUCCAGAUAGCUAGUAGCAACUGAGGGCUCCUCCAACACUGGUGAUCCUAGAAUACUAUGUACAUUCACUUUUGCUGAGUCUCCACCUGCUCCCUCUCAAUGGCUGCCCACAUGAAUGAGAGAGCAGGAUGGGAAUGUGCUGGGUGCAGGUACUAUGCCCUGGGGCCCAGCAGUUGCUCCAUGUCCCCAGAUCCAUCAGGGAUCACACCAGCCACAGCAUCUGAGCCCAGACCAAGGCUCCCUGCCUCUCUCCAUCCCCUCUGGCCCCCAUCCCUGUGCAAGAUAUGGAGUUAGUCUGGUGCAAUGCUAUUUAUUUUACUUUUUAAUUAGUUUAAUUUAGGGAUUGUGAAAUGUUGGAUGAUAAAUUAGGUGAAGACUUCAUAGUUGCUACAGAGAGAUUCAAAUCUGGUUGCUGCUAUAGCACUCUGUGAUUCAAUAGUGGUUCAAUUCUAGGAUGCACACCUGCAUCUCAGUUGGGGAGAGAGGAGGGAAAGUGAAAGGAAAGGGGAAAGAGCAUGAAGAACACAUUUUUACCUGCCAGUUGUGAGAGAGGAAAAAGAAUGUAAUAUCCUAUUACUCGCUGGAGCUUGCUAAGGUUAAAAUCAACUGCCUCAGCUGGAGGGAGGGGAGUCUAACAGGUAAAGUCCUGCAUUUCCCCAAGUAUGCAAAGGACAGUGAUAUAGAGACCAUCACAUCAUUUGAAAGUUUACACUAGUGCUAAUUUUUAUUGCAUGCUUUUUCCUGUGAAAAUAGGAUCAGUUAGCACUUGUGUACACCAUUCAGGUUCUUGCCUAAUAAUAUGAGCAGUUUCUUAUUUUAAAUAAAAUAAUUAACUCAGAAA